This is a messenger RNA of Musa acuminata AAA Group (dessert banana), 1015 nucleotides long. RefSeq names its product cytochrome c oxidase assembly protein COX11, mitochondrial-like. The coding region runs from base 93 to 683 and encodes 196 amino acids. Lineage: Eukaryota; Viridiplantae; Streptophyta; Magnoliopsida; Zingiberales; Musaceae. Gene Ontology annotation, molecular function: copper ion binding. The transcript is spliced from 6 exons. The record is from RefSeq and is a predicted model, not a curated record. Gene Ontology annotation, cellular component: mitochondrial inner membrane.
UUCUCGAGAAGCCGCAGCUUGUUCUGUUAGUCAAAAGAACAAACACAUAGUGGUCAAAUAGAGUACCACCAUUACUUCAUUUCCAUCCCGAGAUGCCCCCCUUCCCGAAGCCCGCUUCUCCCUUCUCCUUUCUCGGCCGACGCGACCUCUCCUCCCUCCUCGUCCCUCACCCUCCCUGCCCUAGCCGCCCUUUUGCUCCCCACGGUUGGUUCUCGAUCCCCGCAGCCGUCUUUCCCGGCGUACGCGGCCAGUUCCGGUGUGCUUCCAGCGGCCGCGACUUCGCCUCCGCCCGGGAUCGGAGUUCGCGUAACAUCCUCGUGUACCUCCUCGGAAUGGUCGCCGCGAUGGUCGGCGCCUCCUACGCCGCCGUCCCCCUCUACCGCCGCUUCUGCCAGGCCACCGGUUACGGAGGCACCGUGCAGCGCCGCGAGAGUGUCGAGGAGAAGAUCGCCCGCCAUGCGCAAGAAGGAACCAAGGCUUCGAGGGAGCUUGUUGUUCAAUUCAAUGCUGAUGUUGCUGAUGGGAUGCCAUGGAAAUUUACCCCUACACAAAGAGAGGUCAGGGUUAAGCCAGGAGAAAGUGCCCUUGCAUUUUAUACUGCUGAAAAUCAUAGCUCAACUCUCAUAACUGGUGUUUCUACAUACAAUGUUACCCCAAUGAAGGCUGCAGCUUACUUUAACUAGAUUCAGUGUUUUUGUUUUGAAGAGCAGUGACUUCUUCCAGGAGAACAAAUUGACAUGCUGGUUUUCUUCUACGUUGACCCAGAGUUUGAGGCUGAUCCUAAGAUGGAUGGUGUCAACAACCUGAUCCUUUCAUACACCUUCUUUAAAGUUAAUGAGCGUUAGCAAAGCAUCACAAGCUUCAUUUCUUUACCACUUAGUCUGUGAAGUCUCCAGUGACAGAUAACUGUUCUUGUAUUUUCCAUAUAUUGUUUUGUCUUAUAUACUGGAAUGAUAUCAAAAUGCUAUGUAGAAUACGAAAUUGUCACUGAAAUGAAAUGAAACCUAUUCUUGUA